Diorhabda carinulata is the source of this 950-nucleotide messenger RNA. RefSeq names its product myophilin. Bases 256 to 765 code for a protein of 169 amino acids. Gene Ontology annotation, molecular function: actin binding. Gene Ontology annotation, biological process: actomyosin structure organization. NCBI's taxonomy places the organism in Eukaryota, Metazoa, Arthropoda, Insecta, Coleoptera, Chrysomelidae. The record is from RefSeq and is a predicted model, not a curated record. The transcript has 3 exons.
UGGUGAAAUAAUUGUUUUAUUUUCCUCAAAUAGCAACAUUUUCUUUUGGCAAGCAAAACAAAAUUAUUUUCGAUCAUUUAACAUCGAUUACUUAAUUUUUUGAAGAAAUAGAACUGAUAUAUGUAUAUAUAUAUAUAUAUUAAAAAACAAGUGUGCAUCGAACGCCUCCGCUCUGUUUAAACAUAAAGACUAACAGUCGAGAUUCGACGCUCUCAGUAGCAUCCCGACGCCGACUUAUAAACGACCACUGCAAUCAUGGCCAAACGUAACAAAGAAGUAGAAACCGAAGUUCUCAACUGGAUCUUCGCUUGUUUGGGCGAACCAGUACCGAAAGGAGAAUUCGAAGACAUCUUAAAGGACGGCGUCGUCUUAUGUAAUCUAAUGAACAAACUCACGCCUGGAUGUAUAAAAAAAAUCCAAACGAAAGGGACGAAUUUUCAGUUGAUGGAGAACAUCCAGAGGUUUCAAGCCGCCGCCAAAAAGUACGGAUUACCCGAAGAGGAAAUAUUCCAGACGGCUGAUUUGUUUGAAAAAAGGAAUAUAGCUCAAGUAGCGAUAUCUCUAUUUUCCUUAGGACGUAUCACUCAAAAGCACCCCGAAUGGAACGGUCCUACUUUAGGACCUAAAAUGGCCGAAGAAAAUAAGAGAAAUUUCACUGAAGCGCAACUCAGGGCGCAUGAAGGUGAACUUAACCUCCAAAUGGGUUUCAACAAAGGCGCUUCUCAAUCUGGAUUAGGAGCUUUCGGAAAUACUCGACAUAUGUAAAAUAUUUUUGGCAUAUUUUUGUUUAUUUUUUUUUUUUAAGAAAUAUAUGAUUAUUUUGGUUUGAUUUAGUUACGUUUUACAAUUUAUAAUUCGACGAAUUUGCUUUCGUAUAUUACUUUUUGACAUAUUACUAAUUUAAAUGUAUUAAAUAGAUUCUAAAAUAUAUAUUAAGAUAGUUUUGGACA